AGCAUGUUGAAGAUUUGAUUUACUAUGGCUGGACGUGUUUUAUAAAUCCACUGAUGUAGCACAAAGAUCUUCUCAUUGAUGAAUUCAGAAAAAACAACUGAGGAAAAAACUGAACUGAGGAUAAAAGGCCCAUUCAUGAAGGCCCAGAAGAGAUGGAGGUGCCUUGUCUUCUUUCUUCUCCACUUGACACAUGUCGCCUGGACACAGAAGUUUCAAGUCAUUGGACCUUCUUCAGCUGUUCUUGCUUUUGUUGGUGAAGAUGCCACCCUACCUGCCUCACUCUCACCAGCUAUCAAUGUUCAGGGGUCUGAAGUGAGGUGGUUUCGUGAUGAUUUCUUUUCUCCAGUACUUUUAUACCAGAAUCUCCAAAGUAGACCAGAGCAUCAGAUGCAGUCAUAUAAGGGAAGGACAGCACUGUUCCUAGAAGAGCUCCUGAAUGGAAACGUGUCCCUGAGACUCCAGGAUGUCCGUGUUUCUGAUGGUGGCCUCUACAGAUGUUUAGUGGACUCUGGACAAUAUAAUGAGGAGGCGCGCAUCACUCUAAAUGUUGAAGUCUUGGGAAGUCAGCCUGCCAUUUCUCUCAGUACUACAGAAGACCAACAGCCCAGACUGGAGUGCAGCUCUGAGAAGUGGAGCUCGAGACCAGAAGUGAGCUGGAGAGACAUGAACGGCGUAGAUGUGACGUCACAGUCCAAGUUAACAUUUAAGCGGGACAUCGAGGGUCUGCUAAACAUAAGCAGCGUCAUCCCCAUCAAGAAGGAGUUCAACGUGUUCUCCUGUCUCAUGAGAAGUAAUACGACCAAACCGGCCUGGCAGUCCAAAAUGGGGGUCUACAUUUUCUCUCCAGGAGUCUCUGGCUGGUCAGUAGUGUUCUGGUUAUCGGUGGUUCUCUGUGUGGCAGCAGCCAUUCUGCUGGUGUUAAAAUGGCGAAGAAUGAGAGAUAAAAAUGCAAAUUAUGACAUGAAAGUCGACAUUCUCCCUCUUUGGAUCUUACGCAAGGAAAUCGAGAUGGCACAACAUCCAGCUUUGACUCUGAAGUUUUCUAAAGUUAUUAAUGGAUUCUCACAUGAAGAUCUCCUCAAGAUCACGGAGUACUACAAGCCCCAGCUGGCCUACGUCAUGAACUUUGACCUCAGCAGCAUCCUGCAUACCCUGGUCACCAAGGGCACUCUUAGCAAAAAGGAGGCAAAGGGAGUCAAAGCCAAAGAAGAGUCUGAGGGAACACCAGGUGUGGAGUCCUUCAUUGAUGAGGUGAUGAAGAAGGACAAAGCAGAGUUGGUCAGCUUGUGGGAAGCGCUGGCUGAAGAAUAUGUGAGAUGUCCAUCACCAAACCUGAAAGGAAUCUUGGACAAGGUGACCGAGAAGGGACCGGACCUUUUGAAGGAGAUCCAGGCCAGCACCCAGUCACCUCCCCUUGAGCCUCAUAUUAAAGACCUCAGUGAGACACACAGAGCCACUGUGUCUGAAUCCAUGAGACCGCUGGAUGAUCAGCUUGCAUCUGGAGAUCCACUCACUAGCGCGGUGGGCCUUGAGACUCAAUACAUGGAGCUGAUGGUCAUCAAACAGGACAUUAAAGAUGAACUGGUGAAGGUUGGGAAGACUCAGGAAAAACUUGGGGAGAAAGGAGCGACAAAGAACUGUGAGCGAAUCUGGACCGAGCAGCUGUUUAGGAGAAAUCCUGACAGUGUAAAUCCCUCCAACAUCGUAGUGGUCAGUGGGGUGGCAGGAAUAGGGAAGACCACCAUGGUCAAAAAGAUCAUGUCUGACUGGGCCAGAGGCACUCAGUACCAGAGGUUUCAAUUUGUGUUCCUUUUUAAUCUCAGGGAGCUGAACUUGAUAGACAAUGACAACGAGACACAAGAGUCUCUAACCAAGCUGAUUGUAAGGCACUAUAAACAUCUUAGUAAUGAAAGUGUAAAAGAAAUCCUGCAGAAUCCUGAAUCUCUGCUCUUUAUACUCGAUGGACUGGAGGAAUACAAACACAAACUUUACUUCACAGACACUCAGCUCUGCUCAGACCCAGACAUUGAUGUGCCUAUCCACAUCCUUGUAACCAGCCUGGUCAGUCAGACAUUACUGAAGGGCAGCUCAGUCCUGAUAACAAGCAGACCAACAGCUCUGAAGGUCCUGGACAUGCAGAGAGUUGAUGGAUUUGCAGAGAUUGUAGGAUUCUUCCCUGAACAAAGGCUGAUGUACUUUAAGAAGUUCUUUGGUGAGGCUGCUCUGAGCACCAAGGCCUUUCAGUACUUUGAGGAACGAGUUCACCGAUUUGCAGAGACUGUAGGGUUCUUCCCUGAUCAAAGACUGAUGUACCUUAAGAAGUUCUUUGGUGUUGCUGAUAUGAGCACUGAGGCUUCCAGUAUGUAGAGGAGAACACCAUCUUGUACUCCAUGUGCUUCAACCCCUCGUACUGCUGGAUUAUCUGCUCUGCACUGAAGAGCCACUUCAUGACACCUGAAGAAGAGCGAGGAGCUGCCCCCAGAACUGUCACUGAGAUAUUUGUGAUGUUUCUUCACAACACCCUGACCAGUCAUAGACAAGAAGCUGAAGACCAGAUUCUGCUGAAAGUGGGAAAGAUGGCUUAUUAUGGUGUGGAAAACAAUAUUCAUGAGUUUAAUGAGAAGCAAGAGAUGUCUAAUUUUAGUCUCCAGCCAGUCCUGUCCUCUCCAUUCCUCUCUGGGUUACUGCAGAGACAAAGCACUCAGGAGCACACAACGUACAUCUUCUACCACCUCACUCUACAGGAGUUCAUGGCCGCCUGCUCUGUCUACCAUGAUCCACCAGAGGGCAUUGAGGAGCUGCUGAAGAAGUUGGACUUGUGUAAAGAUGGCCGAUUUGAGAUUGUCACUCGAUUCAUGGCCGGACUGGCUUGGUGUCCUCUCCUUAAAACACUGGAGGGAAUCCUGGGAGAGUUUGAGGGGACGACUGUAAAGCACAUACAGGAGUGGGUGAGGCAGAAAGCUAAACAGGCUCUACGGGGCCAAGAUAAAAGUGAAGCUGUGCGAGUUUGUCACUGGCUCUAUGAGACUCAGAAUGAGGAGUUAAUCAGAGACGCCACUGGGGAGGACUUAGAGAUGAACUUUAGAAACACAACUCUGUAUCCUCUGGACUGUAAUAUGUUGGCCUAUGUCAUCAGCUGCUGUGGAGAACUUCAGGAACUUGACCUGUCACAGACACCUCUGACUCCACAGUGCAUCAGGAGACUGGCGCCGGGGCUCAGCUGCUGCAGU
This is a messenger RNA of Polypterus senegalus (gray bichir), 3230 nucleotides long. Its product is annotated as selection and upkeep of intraepithelial T-cells protein 5-like. Bases 79 to 2367 code for a protein of 762 amino acids. The record is from RefSeq and is a predicted model, not a curated record. Lineage: Eukaryota; Metazoa; Chordata; Cladistia; Polypteriformes; Polypteridae. The transcript is spliced from 12 exons.